AGACCCACAACUUCUGAACGCUUUUUUUUUUAUAAGCAAAAGCAGCUGCUGCGGGCCCAUGUGUGUGUAAGGAGGGGUGUGUGUGUUGCAAAAGAGAGAGGGAGAAAGUUAUUCACUUUUUUUUGGGGGGGGGGAAAGUUGAAAGCCAUGAACGCCGAGACGUGCAGUGCAUACAGCGACAUGACCUCCAUGGAUGCGUUUUAUAGCCCCUCUGCAGCACAGGGUCGGGACCACCAGGCGGACCACUUGAGGACUGAGACCAAAUGCAAAGGUCACACGUACGGAGACAAGUCCCGGAGCCCCUUCCUGCAGGAGUGCCACACACUGGAUGCUGGACAGGCCGCCUUCAGCAAAUUCCACCUCUUCAUGCACAGAUCCCCCUGCAGGACACCUCCAGUGGAAGGUGAGGAGCGACACUCUGCAGACAUCCUCUCCUGCUAUGGUAAGGACACUUCCAGUCUGACAGACUCUGACCUGACUCCACUCUCCGACCAUCCGACGAUGGACGCCGGCUACCAGGCUGCGAAGGCGGCCUCUGAUAGGUCGACGGGCGCCGAUCUAGCCGGCCCCCACGACAAGGGCGACGGCGGCGAGAGCAACAAGGGCAAGAAGAGGCGCAAUCGCACCACCUUCACCAGCUACCAGCUGGAAGAGCUGGAGAAGGUCUUCCAGAAGACGCACUACCCCGAUGUUUACGCCCGUGAGCAGCUGGCCCUGAGGACCGACCUGACGGAAGCACGUGUGCAGGUGUGGUUCCAGAACCGGCGUGCCAAAUGGAGAAAAAGGGAGCGUUUUGGUCAGAUGCAGCAAGUUCGAACGCAUUUCUCUACAGCUUACGAGCUGCCGCUGCUGACACGCCCUGAGAGUUACGCACAAAUACAGAACCCAUCCUGGAUCAGCGGCAGCAGCGCGGCAUCACCCGUGCCGGGUUGCGUCGUGUCCUGCGACACGAUGACCCCCUGCAUGACCCCUCACCCCCACUCCGCCAGCGGGGUGUCCGACUUCCUGGGUGUUCCCAGCCCCGUAGGUCACAUGGGCCAGGCCCACAUGGGCGGCCUGUUUGGAGGCUCUCCGGGCAUGGCUACGGGCCUCAACACGUACGAUCUCAACAUGGACCCUGACCGCAAGUCCUCCAGUAUCGCCUCUCUGCGCAUGAAAGCCAAAGAGCACAGUGCGGCGAUAUCUUGGGCCACAUGAUGUGUGGUUCCUACCGAAGGGGUGUGUGUGUGUGUGUGUGUGUGUGUGUGUGUGUGUGUGUGGGAAGGAAAUCAAACCUAGCACUAACACUACAGGCAACGCUGACUACCUUCAUUAAAAGUGCAUAUGCAAACGAGGAAGCAAUUUGGGUUUGAGACUUUUGAUGUGCAGAACUGAUGUUGAUACCAAACAGAUUCAUGCACUUAUUUGCUCAAAUACAGGAAGUUAUUGUACAGCACUUCCAGUGCAAUUUGGUGUUAUUUCUUAUUUAAAUAUUUUGCAUUUUUUUACUAUCUGCUGCCUCAGGAAGAGCAGUCGGACAUAACACAAUAACAAGCCGCCAUCCUGGAGAAAAACACAAAGAUUCAACAUAUCGAUGCACAACAUUGUCAGCGCCAUGAUGGUGUAAGACAGGGUUGUCCAAAAUGUUAUUUUUUUUGUCGUAUCCGAAAAACGCAUUUAAUUCAUUAUUAAUGAGACAUACUGUAUGAUUACACUAAUUUGUUCUGUCACCUAUAACACAAAGCUAAGAUGUUUUGUUCAGAUAGCUUAGCGUAUAUUGAAUACAUUUCUUUACUACACAAAAUGCAGCCUUAUGUUUUCUGUCUGCGAUCCUUGGUGGAACAAUUUGGACAUCCUUACUAAAAGGUCCAAUUCAUUCGUUUUCCGGGGAAAAUGUUGCCUUUUUGUUUUUUUAACGUCGCCCUUCCGUUCCCGAAUUUUAACUUUCAUGGGGAAAAUAACGCACUCAGAAAAAAUCAGCUUAACACAUCCUGUAGCCUGUAACGCCAAGCCUUCAAAAUAAAAGCACACCAGUGUGGGAAAUGUACCUUCUUGUCCUGUUCAAGGUAAAGGGAUAGCUGGAGUCUGUCCCAGCUGAGUUUAGAACCCAAGCAAACCACACGGACGUCGUCUUGCUUCUUUCAAACCAAAGCCUAUGGUGUCAAAACAGUGCUAAAAUCGUCACACAUAAAAAUCGGACUCAUUUUGCAGUCAAAGUUACCGAUUGAUCACUGAUUAGGAAGUGUGUCUUGGCAUAACGAGUGGCAGCCAUCCACCAUGCUUGUCAAUUUUUUCUCCCUGGGGACAGAAAUAGCAGAUGAGGUUUACUGUGGUAAAUAAAAGCACUGAUGCAUGAGUAAGUUCUUUAGUGUACAUGACAAAGGGUCAUAAGUACCAGAGGAUGAAGCCUUGUAGAAAAGCUUCGGGCACAGUAACCGUUGAUAAUCCCCUAAAUUGGAACCACAUUGACGGUCUCUCUCAGCAGGUGAGUGAAGUGCAGUGCGGUCUAUAAUCUGUCAGCGGAACACAUCACGCUGGACUCAACCAAAUUACAUCCAGUUUUACUCCCUGGUCCGAAUCCAAGGCAUUAUAAUCUGGACAUAUACUCUAUAUAUCAAAAGUGAGAGGAUGGGCUUGUGGACAUGGGGCCCCCUUCACUCUUGUUGUGUUCCGGUGUUCUGGGAAAAGGACAGUGCACACAGCUGUGCUCAGGGGCUAAAUGCAAAACAAACAUGCCUCACACAUGCUUCCCCCCUCAGCUGUCAUGUCUCUGCUUUCAAAAGACCAACACCCCUCCUCCAUCUUAACUCCUCUCACCGUCAGUGCUCUUCACUUGGUCCAAAACUGCAGCCAAGCCAGGAAGGCUUUUUAAUUAACACUGAGCCUCUUUGGAGGCUGCAGGAUUGUGUGUCAGGACAGAGCAGACAGUCAAAAGCAUCAGUGUAAUGUGUCCACAGCAGAGAAUAUACACACACUCCUCUCCAGCAUCUCCUCCUCAAGGAAAAAUGCAACAUUGUGAUGUUACCUUCUUACCAAUUCUACUUUUAUAAUACUACUGAAGUCAUGCAACCAGUACAGAAGAAUUUCUAUUAUAAUGUGUUUUAAUGUGUGCAUGUAAAUGUUAUAGGACAAGUUUUUUUUACUUAUCAAGUAUUUGAAUUUUUUUCUCCAUGUAUUUUAUUUUUUGUUGUUGCUUUAUGCCAUCUUUGAAAGUGAGAGUUUGACUUUAUUAUGCUUGU
This is a messenger RNA of Entelurus aequoreus (snake pipefish), 3218 nucleotides long. Its product is annotated as homeobox protein aristaless-like 4. Bases 148 to 1197 code for a protein of 349 amino acids. Gene Ontology annotation, biological process: regulation of transcription by RNA polymerase II. The transcript has 4 exons. Gene Ontology annotation, molecular function: DNA-binding transcription activator activity, RNA polymerase II-specific; RNA polymerase II transcription regulatory region sequence-specific DNA binding. The record is from RefSeq and is a predicted model, not a curated record. Lineage: Eukaryota; Metazoa; Chordata; Actinopteri; Syngnathiformes; Syngnathidae.